This is a messenger RNA of Daldinia caldariorum, 2021 nucleotides long. Its product is annotated as Metallo-dependent hydrolase. Bases 227 to 1738 code for a protein of 503 amino acids. Lineage: Eukaryota; Fungi; Ascomycota; Sordariomycetes; Xylariales; Hypoxylaceae. Gene Ontology annotation, cellular component: cytosol. The transcript is spliced from 3 exons. Gene Ontology annotation, molecular function: deaminase activity. The record is from RefSeq and is a predicted model, not a curated record.
CUAUGAUUCCGGAUAGACGCAGAAGUUCCUGGGCAUAUGCACUUUCAUUAUUAACCCAGUGAGGGGUCCCGUGAAAUCUGCAGGUACCUAGGGGAUAUCUUAUAAAGCAAGCUCCAGACUUGCAGGUUUCUUCUCCUAUGGAACAUAUUAUUACUAGGUGGAGAAAGAUCACCUUCGACACUCUCAUCUUCAUAGUUGCUGUUUUGGAAGUAAUUGUAUCAUUUGUAUGAUGAAACUCUCUACUGCCGUGUAUAACGCCGCUGUUGUGCUUCGACAUGCUACAUUUGUCAUCGGUGCGAAACUCUUGGCUGGCGGGACUAUUGUUGCAUUCGACGAUGAGACCCAGCAACUCCGGGUGAUCCGUGAAGGGUCACUCCUCAUCGAAGGGGACAGUAUCUCAUCUGUUUCUGAUAGCAUAGUGCCUGACACUAUUCCAAUAGGUGUCGAAGUAAUAAACUGUACCGGAAACAUUAUCACCCCCGGCUUCGUUGAUACGCACCGUCACGGGUGGCAGACUGUUUUCAAGACACUUGGCUCCAAUACAACAUUAGCCGAGUAUUUGAAACGAUACAGCGCAAGCGUAGCUCAGCCUCUGUUCACUCCCGACGAUGUGUACAUCAGCCAGCUAGCAGGUAUCUAUGAGGCCCUUAACGCUGGAGUGACUACAAUACUUGAUCAUGCUCACCACACCUGGACCCGCGAGCAUGCCAUCGCAGGGUUGAAUGCCUCCAUGGACAGUGGUGGUCGGGUCUUCUUCGCCUAUACGUUCCAAAAUUCCCCAGAUUUCAGCAUUCAAGACCAGAUUAUGCAUUGGCAUGAAUUGGCUUCAACAGUCCCGAGCGGCCUCACUACACUCGGGAUAGCGUACGAUGGUUGGAUAGGAGAUCCGCAAGAUCCAGACACUGCCGCGGUAGUCAAGCUUGCCUUAGAGAGUAAAGUUGAAGCCCUUACAACCCACGAUGUGGAAGGGCCUUGGUCAUCGUCUAAUAACCCUGAACUUCUCCACUGGCUGGGAAUACUUAAUUCGAGCAUACCUAUCGUGAUAUCUCACGCUUCGCAAAUUAGUGCCCGCGGCGCCGAGCUUCUGCGGCAGACAAACCAGCAUAUAUCGAUUACCCCGGAAAGCGAAAUGCACUAUGGUCAUCUUCAUCCGACGAGCCAUUUAAUCUUGGACCAAGCCUCUCUGGGAGUAGAUACGCAUUUCACCUUCUCAACGGACAUCUUGACGCAAGCACGCCUUUGGCUACAAAGCACCCGAUCCCGUUUAUAUAAGGCCGCGAUUGACAACUGGCAGAUACCUGCUAACAGUCCCAUGUCCGUGAACCAGGCCUUCCUGCUAGCCACCAGGAACGGCGGUCUAGCGCUCGAACGACCCGAUUUAGGUGUGAUUACACCCGACACCAAGGCCGAUAUUCUCAUAUGGGACGCGCGUUCCCCCGGGAUGCUGGGAUGGGUCGAUCCGAUUUCCGCCGUGAUCCUGCACGCGAACGUAGGGGACAUCAAAGACGUGAUAGUGGGCGGCGAGUUCAAGAAGCGCGACGGGAAACUCGUCGUUGAGGACUACGCCGGGAUACAAGACAGGUUCCUACAGAGCGCCAGGCGCAUACAGGCCAAAUUGAAGGACAUUCCCUUACCAGUACCCGAAGGCCGCUUCAUGGGCGGGUACCCGUACGCGCCGGUCUUGGAAGUUGACGUGCAGCGUGGUGAAGGAACUGGGUAUGGCCCGAUCUAUGUUUGACAGCCGUCCAAACUACCAACCUGAGCUACAUUAAGCUAGCCAGGUGUAUUAUACCUAUGGCUUACAAGAAAAGCGUUUUCUUGCUCUGGGUAAGCCUUCAAUUACGACACAGGGAAUAGACGAUAUAGACCGUAUAUAGGAGAAAACUCGCGCAAAUAAAUAAUAUCAAUUAAUCCGUACACCGCUCGUCGAAGCAUCAUGCCAGAUUAGGUUAAACGUCAUCGGCUAUUUGGUUGACAUGAUCAAGAAAUUGAAGAGGCUCUAAAGGGCUCUCGUUCCGUUC